Molecule: messenger RNA, 1054 nt
Organism: Aspergillus steynii IBT 23096
Lineage: Eukaryota; Fungi; Ascomycota; Eurotiomycetes; Eurotiales; Aspergillaceae
Exons: 3
Coding region: 281-979 (232 amino acids)
Source: RefSeq, a predicted model, not a curated record
CGUAGUAGUAACCGUGCAUGGUCUAGUCGAGCCUGUUAGGACCACCAGGCCAUACGGAGAAUAUACAGAACCAUGGAAGAUAGCACAGGCUGUGGGAUACGGUGAGUAUAAAAGGCGGGAAUCUGUAUUGAAAGGGGACUAGCGUCUCUUUUCCCACAGACGUUGUGCAACUGGCUCCCCAGUGCUUGGUGGAGCCCUUUGGCUCUUCUGUCCGACAGCCUCGAUCUCUUUGUCGCGGUCGAGUUGCUCGGGAAAGGAAUAUUGGCUCUCUGGCGAGUAGAUGCGAGACUGCAAGUUCCUCCGUGGCGCGUAUAAAAGCACUUGCAUGUGUGACGGUUUGGCCAGAGACCGGCCAAUGGUGCAAUGUGCCCGGAAAGAUGGAGUCGGACCACACGCCCACAGUAUUGUUGCAAGCGAGUGUGAACCGCAUGGAUGCCCGUUGUCGUGGGUAGCAAGACCAUCCUUGAUUCGAAGACCGAAGACAGUGCGCACCAGACAGUUGAUAGGGAUUGGACUCUAUAUAAUUCCCUUUCAGGUGAUUAGCCUGAAGGGAAUAACAAUAACUACUCCGUACCGGACGGCUCCCGGGAUGGGAACUUCCCAGCUGAAAAGCGACGCUAAACUCAAGGCGGGCCCACUCGGUGGCGGAUUUCAGCUUUUUGCCCGCCUUGACUUGGAUGGAGUAUUCACGAUUCACGAUUCACGAUCCGUUAGGCUGCCGUCAGAUGAUCUUCACGGCCAGGAAGACCGCGGCAGGGUUAUCCUUCGACCACGGAGAAAAAAUCCUCGUCGUCCAGAAUACAAUCAAAUCAAGCCAGACAGGGCCCGCGACGGUCAGAUGCCGGGGACAAGACCGUUUCAAUUGCCCGAGAUGCGUCCGGUGGAUCAGCAAUGGGGCUUAGCCAGCCAGCCCUCUUUUACUGCAAAGGGUUUGGUCCCUUCUGCACUGACUUUGUUUUCUACUCCGGAGUACUCCUAGUAGAUGGACUUGGAUCUGGCGCUGUGCUGUGUGUAACAGGACAACACGGUCAUUAUUCUGGACUAGCUAUCAUCA